Aphanomyces astaci is the source of this 3001-nucleotide messenger RNA. RefSeq lists its product as hypothetical. Gene Ontology annotation, molecular function: DNA binding; ATP-dependent chromatin remodeler activity; chromatin binding. NCBI's taxonomy places the organism in Eukaryota, Oomycota, Saprolegniomycetes, Saprolegniales, Verrucalvaceae. Bases 36 to 2945 code for a protein of 969 amino acids. The transcript has 3 exons. Gene Ontology annotation, cellular component: nucleus. The record is from RefSeq and is a predicted model, not a curated record.
UGGCGGGAGUCGAAGAAAGGGCACGCAGCAGGAUCAUGUUGUUGGCAAUCAAGGAGCUCAUGGGAGGCAAAGUGGUAUCCUUCCAGAAUGCAGAGUACCCUGUCUGCGGAGGCCGAGCUGUGGUGCGGCGACUACCAAACGACAAGAUCACACUGCGAUGCCGCGGGCAAAGCAGUAUCAUCGUGACGCGCAAGACAAGUACAGGCAAUGCGCAUCAAGAGGUCAUCAAGUCCGGCAUGACGACGGAACUUUUGCUCCUGGACGUGUUUUUCGCCAACGGAACUUUGUCCAAAUACCAAGUGUUUGACGCGACGUCAGCACCUUCCGCCCCUUCCUUCGUCGCUGCCACCAAAAAAGCACCGGUCGAUAUGUCCAAGGCAUCCAUCACGACGGCCAAAGCUGUAUCGACGCCAACUAUCAAAGCACCACCACCACGAGCUCUGGAUCGCGUGGUCACGUUGCCCGACAAGGUCAUUCCUAUCGAUCUUGCAGACGAAGACGCGACGAGUAGCGAUGGAGGUAUAAGCAAAGCGGCGAACACGACCAACGAAACCGUGUUGAGCAUCCUCGACGAUUCCAGCGACGACGACGACGACGACGUGGUUGCCCCUCGAAAACGACUCAAGACAGGUCGAAGCACCGUGGUCGUGUUGGACGACGACGAGCCGCAAUCGAGCCAAGGAGGCGUUGAAUCGAUCGACGAGGACGACGUGUACUUGCUAAAGGAGCCCAAGAAGCCGUCGCCGUUUGGCUGGAUGAACCAAUUCAACCGCGAGAACCAAGAAAAGUCGAAUGGAUGGAUCAUGUCCAAAAAGGCUGUCAAAGCGAGUACGGACGACUGGAUGCAGCGCAAGAUGCAGCGUCCUGUAAAGAAACCCGCGCAAUCCAAAGCCACAAUCGCCCGCAAUGCCCGCAAUGCGAAUCGGGAGGAGGUUCUCUCGGACGACGACGACCAGUCCGACGGCGUCGACGAUUCCGAUGACGGAGAUAGCUACGGAAAGCGCCGCAACACGAAACGCUCCAAGCAAGACGAAGUCGCGGGCAUGCUCCAGUCGUGCGAGGCCAUCGCAAGCACGCUGCGCGUAUCGAUUGCCAAGUGGGGCCAGUCCAACACGGACGAACAAGUGACGCUGACCACGAUCAACGACGCAGACCACCGCAUGCUCACCCAAGGCGAAAUCCCCGGCCUGAGCCCGUCGCUGGUCCUGCAGCCGUACCAACUCGUGGGCGUCAAUUGGCUGUACCUCCUCUAUCAACACAAGGUGUCGGCCGUGCUGGCGGACGAAAUGGGGCUGGGGAAAACCGUGCAAACGAUUUCGUUUCUCGCGAUCGUGUGUUCGCAGAUGAAGCAGCCGCACUUGGUUAUCGUUCCGUCAUCUGUCUUGAGCAACUGGAAGCGCGAAAUCGGGCGGUUCGCCCCAUCUUUGCGAGUGCGCACGUUCCAUGGCUCAAUUUCGGAACGCCAGGAGAUCAUGGACGAGUUGCAGCCUGGCACGUUUGACAUCCUGCUGACCACGUACACGUACUUUGAGCGCGACAGCGCCGCGGACGACCGCAAGUUCCUACGGAGUUUUAACUAUGGGUACUUGGUCUUGGACGAAGGCCACACGAUCAAGAACGCCAACACGUCGCGAUUCAAGCGCAUCUCGGCGUUGAAAACCCGCAACCGAUUGGUGCUGAGCGGGACGCCCAUCCAAAACAACUUGAGCGAACUGCUGGCGCUGCUAAGUUUUCUCAUGCCCACCAUCUUCAACCACGGGUCGGAUGAACUCAUGGACUUUUUUGGCGGCGAAGAAAAGACGUCGUGCUCCAAGAUUCGGCGCAUUUUGGCCCCGUUCAUUUUGCGCCGGCUCAAAAAGCUGGUGCUCGCGCAAAUGGUCCCGAAGACCGAGGUCGUCCUGCACGUCAAGAUGAACCCCCAUCAAGUCGCAGUGUACAAAAACGUGAUCGACGCCACGUUGUUGCGGAGGGAGGCCAAGAAGGGGGGCGGUGCGCCUGCAUCGUCAUCUCCGUCGUCCGAGUCCAACGGAUCGACGACCAAACCCUCUCGGGAAUUGAAGCUGCUCAUGGGGGGUCAAGCGCAAUCGACGGUCGUUGUCGGCAAGGGCAAGAACGACCCCACGUCCGACAACAAUGUGUUUACUUUGCUUCGAAAGGCCGCGAACCACCCCGUGCUGCUUCGACAACACUACGAAUCCUCCCAAGUGAUGGAUACGAUUGCCCGGCAACUGUACAAACUCGGCGAGUUUGGGACAGAGUGCUCGUUGGCCAUGGUCAAGAGCGAAAUCGAGGGGUACUCGGAUUUUGAACUGCACAACUUGUGCGUCGAGUACGCGCACCAGCCUGAAAUGAGGUCGCUCCAACUAUCGUCCGACAAGCUGCUCGAUUCGGGCAAGUUUGACCUGUUGCGUGAGUUGCUGCCCCGACUCAAGCGAGAACAUCACCGCGUGCUCAUUUUUUCCCAAUGGACCAAGAUGCUCGACUUGCUGGAAACAUUCCUCGUGCACUCGAACCACCGGUACACGCGCUUGGACGGGAGCACGAGUAUCGAAUCGCGGCAGUCCCUCAUCGACGACUUCAACGACGACCCAUCCAUCUUCUGCUUCCUCCUGAGUACCCGCGCCGGCGGCAUGGGCAUCAACCUGACCGCCGCGGACACGGUGAUCUUGCAUGACUUGGACUUUAACCCGACUGUCGACGCCCAAGCGAUGGACCGGUGUCACCGCAUUGGCCAAACCAAGCCCGUGACCGUGUACAAGCUGGUCACUGAAGACUCUGUGGACAAAUCCAUCUAUGACAUUGCGUGCCGGAAGACCCAACUCAACGACACUGUGCUGGGCAACCUCGGCAAAAAGUCGCGCGAUACGCAGGCAGCAGUGGACAUCCAAGCGAUUCUCACGACUGUCUUGUCGUCGUACCAACCAACUCCCACGACCGAUGAAUAAGAUGAUAGGCUGUAAACACAAACACAUUAAACAACCCCGUGAGUGGGUGGUUACAG